This is a messenger RNA of Cariama cristata (Red-legged seriema), 1335 nucleotides long. RefSeq names its product zinc finger protein OZF-like. Bases 1 to 1335 code for a protein of 444 amino acids. The record is from RefSeq and is a predicted model, not a curated record. The transcript has a single exon. Gene Ontology annotation, biological process: regulation of transcription by RNA polymerase II. NCBI's taxonomy places the organism in Eukaryota, Metazoa, Chordata, Aves, Cariamiformes, Cariamidae. Gene Ontology annotation, molecular function: RNA polymerase II cis-regulatory region sequence-specific DNA binding; DNA-binding transcription factor activity, RNA polymerase II-specific.
AUGCCAGGGAAGGACGCGAGCACCUCUGUGCAUCACGAAGGAAUAUGCCGAGUCCUCAAGGACCCCCCCGCCGCGUACAAAGCCCUCGCCCGAGAAAAGAGAUAUAUAUGCACCGAGUGCGGGAAAAGCUUCAGGCAGAGCUCAAAUCUCAUCGCGCACCGAAGGACGCACACCGGAGAGAAACCUUACAAAUGCGGCGGGUGCGAGAAGUUCUUCAGCGACAGAUCCAACCUGGCGAAGCAUCAGCGGCUGCAUGCCGAGAAAAAGCCCUCGCCGUGCCGCGAGUGCAAGAAAAACUUCGGGAACGACCUGGAUUUUCUCGAGCAUCAGCGAACGCACGCCGGGGACCGAGCGUUUCGAUGUUACCGGUGCGGGAAGAAGUUUGGGCAGAGUGGGAAGCUCGCUCUGCACCAGGAAUUGCACGCGAGGGAAAAAAUCUACAAGUGCCCCCGGUGCGAGAAAUGGUUUAAAGACCGGCCGACCCUCCUCAGGCACGAGAUGCUGCACACGGGGGAGAAGCCCUACAAGUGUCACCAGUGCGAGAAGAGAUUCACCCGCAAGUCGGACCUUACGGUCCACCAGAGAAUCCACACCGGGGAGAAACCUUUCGCUUGCUCCGAGUGCGGGAAAAGCUUCAACCAUCGGUCGAACCUUUUUGCCCAUCAGAGGAGGCACACGGGCGAGAAACCCUUCCCGUGCCAAGAAUGCGGGAAAAACUUUGGCCACAGGGCAGAUCUGGUGGUCCACCAAAGGACCCACACCGGGGAAAAGCCCUACCGCUGCUCCGAGUGCGGGAAAUGCUUCAAGGGUCGCUCCACGCUCGUGAGACACGAGAGGUUGCACACGGGGGAGAGACCGUACCGGUGUCCCGAGUGCGGGAAAAGUUUCGGGUUGAGCGGGGACCUCGUUGCCCACCAGCGUUUCCAUACGGGGGAAAAACCCUACAAGUGCCGCGAGUGCGGGAAAGCCUUCAGCAACGGCUCCAGCCUCCUUAGGCAUCAACGACAGCACGCGGGCGAGAAGCCCUACAAGUGCCACGAGUGCGGGAGGAGCUUCGGGCAGAGCACGGAUCUCAUCGCCCAUCGGCGAACCCACACCGGGGAGAAGCCCUACCCUUGCCCGGUCUGCGGGAAGAGGUUCGGUAGGAAAUCCAACCUUGUGGUGCACCAGCGAGUGCACGGAGCGGGCGCGUUCUCCAAACGCCGGCAGCGUGGGAACAACUUCCCGGAGAAUUCGGCUCUUUCAGUCCAUCACGACGUCUUGGUGGAGGACAACGCUGCCCUGUCCUCGGCCCCGCUUAACGUUGGCGGUGACACAGAGGAGAAAAACCAUUAA